Mercenaria mercenaria is the source of this 6025-nucleotide messenger RNA. RefSeq names its product signal peptidase complex subunit 3-like. NCBI's taxonomy places the organism in Eukaryota, Metazoa, Mollusca, Bivalvia, Venerida, Veneridae. Gene Ontology annotation, cellular component: membrane; signal peptidase complex. The coding region runs from base 39 to 581 and encodes 180 amino acids. The transcript is spliced from 5 exons. Gene Ontology annotation, biological process: protein targeting to ER. The record is from RefSeq and is a predicted model, not a curated record.
CAUUCCAGGACACGUUUACUUCCUGUUUAAAACGAAACAUGAAUACGGUUUUGGCAAGAUUAAACACAAUUUUUGCCUUCACGCUGAGCGUGAUGGCAGGAUUGACUUUUCUGUGCUUUUUAUCAACCUAUUUCAAUGAUCACCAGGCAGUUGUUGCGAUAAACACCGGGAAAGUUAUCGUAAAAAAUGUUCCUGACUACAGUGCCUCAAGAGAGAAAAAUGAUCUUGGAUUUGUGGUCUUUGAUCUACAGACAGAUUUGUCAGAUAUAUUCAACUGGAACGUAAAGCAGCUGUUCCUGUAUCUGACAGCAGAGUAUGCAACUGAGGACCACACAUUGAAUCAAGUUGUUAUAUGGGACAAGAUUAUACGACGUGGGGAGAAUUCAAUUCUAGAUUAUAGAAAAGCUAACACGAAAUAUUACUUUUGGGACUUUGGAAAUGGACUCAGGGCCAAUAAAAAUGUGACCUUGACAUUGUCAUGGAAUGUGAUACCCAAUGCUGGCACUCUGCCAAAGAUUCAAGGUCAAGGUCAUCAUAGAUUCGAAUUUCCAGAAGAGUACAGUCCAAAUAGAUUCCAGUGAUUAAAGCUUUAGGAUAGACAUAGACUUUUUAUAGGAUAUUAUUUAAUUGAUAAAAUCAAAAUUGGUGGAGGAAUUGGAAAGAAGAGUUGGCCGAGGUACAUGGAAGAAAUAAAGACACUCUGGAAAAAGGCAUCUGAGUAGUAUCUUUGGUGCUUUAUUUGCUUCUAUGUUUUGUAACCACUGUCCUCUAAGGGCUAGAAAAUUGCAGCAAAUAAACUGGCUUACUUGGGGUAAUAAAAGCCUGUGUGUUGACUUGUUAGUUUAUUCGGGUUUGACACUGACCAGAUUGUGCUUGUGUCCAGUCUGUAGGAACCAGUAACAUGCCGGUAUCCGUUGAUUUCAUUUGCUGACUCACUUGUUACACAAGGGAGGAUAGUCGUAUUUCACAACAUCAACUACGGUGGAUGGUUUGAUAUUUGAAGUAGGCCCACUCUUUACGAGUACAUUGUGUACAAAGUGCUGAAGAAGUGUUUUGAUAUAAAUUUGUUGCAUUAAUUUAAAACCUGAUGAUAAAGCAAAAUGUUUUUAAUUUCAUUUUCCUUUAAAAAAAAUAGCAGUUGGCCUGUGUUUUACAAAUAGUAAAAUGCAGGGCCCUACCUUUGUGCUAUGGUUGGAGGUCAGUGGUUACAUAACACAGAUGCAUAAGCAGUAUAAUCAGUUGGGGAAAGCGAAAGAGAAAUAUGAAAGAAAUGGCAUUCAUUGAAGAAGUACUGUUUACAGAGAGUUUAAGAGUUUGCACCAUCUUGUACUUGCUGUUCCACCAUACCUUUUUAAUCAUGGUAAUCUAAAAUCGUUAUUAACUUACGGGAAGAAUUGAUCUAAACUACAAUUUCAUGUUAAUAUUAUUCCUCUUUUUCACAGUUAGCUUCAUUAAACUUUACAGAACUUGUUGAAAAUUUAUACAAUGCAUAUUCAGGAUGCCAUAGGAACAUGUAUAGUGCUAUGUUAUACAGCAAGAUGUCAUUCCAUUUCAAACUGUAACUGUAUUUUAAAAACAUCUAUGUCAUUUAGUGCCUACCAAAUACAGUGAGUAAUGUUUACACUGAAUCAAUUUUAUUUUAAAUGCCAUUCUCUUCCUCAUCAGUUCUAAUUCAGUUAGGUUAUCUUUGUAUUCUUAUUGAGUAUUGAAUCUUUUUUGUGUGACUAGUCCAAGGAAACUACUUCAAAGAAUUUCAGUUUCCAUGUUUAACUUAGGUCUAUUGAAAGACAUUUAAAUUGCCUUGUGUCUCAGGAUGAUAAAAAUGUGCAGCCAGAACAUAGCUCAAAGCUAAGGCCUCGGAAUUCUGUUCCAGUGCUCUACUGACAGAGCUACCGAGCAGCUUUUAUCUCCAGUCAUAGAUUGAGAUGCGUGUAUAUUUUGUAUUAUAUAGGUACAGUAUUUACAUUCUUAUUGUAACAGUGCUGGAUGCGAGUGUCAGAUGUGUUUUUGCAUACUGUAAAAUCAGACAUUUUUGCAAGUGAUUUACGGUACUUUCCCUAUAUUUUCUAUCUUCAUUUUAAUGAAAGUAAAUACUUGUGAAAAGUGCUAUUAUUGUUAUGAAAACUUCUGUCACAAGUUGACCAUAUCAUUGAUUUUCUACCAGCCUUACCCAGCUUAAUUUCUGUAAUGAACUUGUCUAUCUGUCAAUUUCGACAGUACCAUUAACUGUUAAAAGGGGUGUUUACAAAAACGAUACUGACCGAAUGCAGUGCAGACUGCAUGGAUGUGCAGUCUGAUCAUGAUCUACAUUGGUCGCAAAGGCAGAAUCAAUCAUAUCCAGCAUGAUAAGGGUUAAAUAAGUGAACUUUUCGCUUUGCAAAAAUAUCUGAUUUUUCCAGUUUUAGAUUUCUCAGCUUUUGACACUAGUUUGCAAAGAACCUGCAGUUUCUAAGCGUGACUGGUGUUGCAUGUAUAUCAUACAUAUAAUAGUAUCUUUAUAAUUUAUAUGUACAAAGUCAGUUAAUUACAAAUUGUGUAUUUAACUUAUAUUGUAUAGAAGAAGGUGAGUUUGUAUGUUGUAUAUUUAAGUAUAGCAUUAAAACAUAGAGAUAUAAUUGAAACUCGAUAACUUGAACUCGCUUACCUCAGUAUUCUGGGUAUCUCGAAGACAUUUUCAAGUCUCAUUCCGAAAACGUGCACAAGGUAUCAUUUUAAGUCUAAUUGCCAUUAUUUCGUAGUAAAGUGCACAAUCCUUUAGAAGUCGAGAUACCGAGUUUCCACUGUAUUUGCAUUUCUACGGCCUUGAAAAAGAAUGUUUAUGAUCUAAUUCACUUAUCUUUUUUCACUGGUAUAAAACCUUUGCCAUUCAAAUAGAUGUCUUCAGAAAAUCAUUGCAAAUGUUGUAUGUAAUCCGCUAUUGUGAUAUAUGAUAGGUUCCACUUUUCAGUGUAUGUGUAUGUUUAAUAAAUUCUUGUACAAUUUAACCUGUGUUAACAGCACCUCUCAGGAGUGAAUAUCUCCCUCCAAAGCCAGGCCUUUGAAGUUCUAAGUACAUUAACCUCUAUAUGAGUAAUGAUCCUUUUACAUUAAACAUAUUUCAGUGUUUCCUUGUAGGGUUACUAUGGGGAGGUUGUACAGUAUGUAAUACUGGGAAUAUGCAUCUACUAAAAUGGUAGGAUAAAUUUUUCAAACUGCUCACCCCAUGUAUUUGACAAAACAGCAAAAGUAGGUUUUACAAGUGUUUUAUGAACACAGGAGACAUUUAGUGAAAUAUAUAAUAAUCCUACAGGUAUGCACACAUGUACAGGGGCAUCAUUGGGCAGCGGACUUCUAAUCACUUGCCCUGUACAUAUGUGGGUUAAGCUGAGGGUAUAAAAUUCUUAAUGAGAGGAAGCCAUCCAGCUGGCUUGCGGUAGGCCGGUGGUUGUACCCAGGUGCCCACCCAUGCCAGAAAAAUACCUGGAGUAACAGUCUUCCUCUAAAGCUGGAAAAGUCAUGACAUGACAUAAUUGUGUUGGUAUGUUAUUUAACUCAAUCAAAAAAUGCAUACAUGUACAAUUAUCAAAACUCGGCCUCGCAUUUAUGACUUGUUAGCUGUCAGUCACAAUGUAUAUAUGAGCCGUGCCAUGAGAAAACCAACAUAGUGGGUUUGCGACCAGCAUGGAUACAAACCAGCUGUCUGGUCAGGAUCCAUGCUGUUCACUUUCAAAGCCUACUGCAAUUAGAGAAACUGUUAGCGAACAGCAUGGAUCCUGGCCAGAUGCGCAGGCUGGUCUGGAUCCAUGCUCGUCGCAAACCCACUAUGUUGGUUUUCUCGUGGCGCGGCUCAUAUAAUUGUUUUGAAUUCAUAUAAACACUAUUUCAUUUAACUACUGUGCAACAUUUCUAGAGCGAUACUGCUUUGAAGACAAAAAUGUUUUUGUUCAACAGAGUUUGUUUGUCUAAAGAGAUUUUUUUUAAAUGUUACAAGGCAAGAAAAUAUCUGCCCUUAGAGUGUGAUAGUAGCUCCUUGGAGGUGUCUUUAUUAGAAGUUACUGUAAAAUAAAUUUUUUUCAUGGGCACAAAGUUUCAUGGUUUUGGCAAAAUAUUUCUUUGGGAUAUGGAUUAGUGGAUUCCAACUUAUGAACAUAAAAUUUACGGCAAUAUACUUAUUUAUUAAAAUUAAAUUUUACGGAUUGACUCAACCACAAAAUCUAUGAAAAGUAGGCCCCCUUAGAUAUUAAUGAUUUCACAGUAUACAGAACCAGUAUAUUUGACAGCAUUAUUGAAUGUUCAAGGGCAUAAGAAAAAACUUAUAUAAGAUUUCCAAAGUGAUUUGCAUGUAACAGCUGAUACUGAAAAUUGUAAAUAUAUUGUAAAACAGUACUGUUGCGCAAUGUUUUAGUAGGAAUACACUUGGUGCUGUUUUUUACUGCAAGUAGUUUAGUUAUUAGUAGUAAAGCAGUUUUGUAGUGUGACUAUUUGUUAACACUCUUGUUAGAUGAUGAACCCGUGAAACAAUAGUAAUAAGAGUGAGGGGGGAGUGAUUCAAGGUCCGUAAUCUUAAAGGCUCAGCCACGGUGAAAAGCGUUGUUUGUUUGCUCACAGCAAGACUAUAUUUCAUAAUAAAUAUCAUUAAUUUUGUGCUUCAUCACAUGUGUACAAAUUUCAGCUGCAGUUAUUUAAGAAAGUUAUGAUCCUUUGCUCUUAUGUAGGGUGAUAGAUGGAUAUGACCUUUUUAUGUUGUAAAAUCCAACUCAUACACUCACACCUUUCAUAUAAAAGUUUUUUGAUAGAGAUGUAGUCAAAUGAUGAAUGAUUUACGUUAGUAUUGUAAUUAGAUGUUCAGUAAUGUAAUGUAGAUUAGAUUUAUUCUUGAAGCAAAUAUAGGCCAGCCACAGAAAGCAGCCUUUCCAUUGGUCAGUUUCAAAACUGCUCAGAAGCAAGUUUCCACCAAUUAGAUAUAACGGUAGGAGUUUUAAGACUGGUAAGAAUGCAGGGCUUUGUCAGUGGAAGAUUUGUAUGUUUUUGUAUCAAAAGCUUUAUACUUUAAGAAAUGAUAUGAGACAAUUUCCCUAUGAAUAUCUAUUCAUUUUUGGUAAAUUUUAUUAUCUAGCAAAGAAGUCUUGGUGUAGAACUAUUGUAAGCAAAUUUAUUAUAGUAUUUUGUCAGAAAAAUCUGUUUUUCCAAAAACAUUUAUGGCAAUAAACUUAUUGUUUGUAUGUAAGGUGAUUAUGCUGGAUAUUACCUGUGAUUAAUAUUCUAAUUGUUUUAUACUGUAUGGGAUUAUUGUGGAUUUGGUAAUUUUCGCAUCACUUUUUCUUUGCGAUUUGAAAAUAUAACACCUAGGUUUAUUCGCAUGUUAAGAAUUGGUUUCUGCUUUAAUGCUUCUUAAUUGUCUCGAGAGCUUUGAAAUCCCCUGUCACUGAUUGCAAAUAUUGGCAAAAAUAAAACCCUCACGAAUAUUAUCCAAUCUACAGUUUAAGGUAGCGGACCGGUAAUGACAUUUUGUAAAUUAUAUAUUCUCCAUAUGCGAGUUCGGCAGUCUACGGGAGGUUGCAGAUAGUUGUGUGUGCAUUUAGCUACAUAUACGUGGGAUGAAUGCCGAAUUACAUAUUGUGAGUAUUUUAUCGUACUGAAAUUGCCAAGUGUCAUUACAGAUCCACUGUCUUAAUGUGAAUGAAAUAAUGAAUGAUUAUAAUUUAUAUGUUAGCUUUCUAAAUAUCUGAUGUACCGGCUGAAUUGUACAUUGAUAUGUGAAGGAUGAAAGAGUUAAUAAUGAUUGCUUUUAAUCAUGAAUUGUGUGUCUGACUAUGAUGUAAGCAUUCUCAUAAAUUAACAGAUAUUUUUCCUUAUAGUCAUAUUGUUAUUAUUGGUGGAAUUUGUUUCAUAAAUCUUUUUCUUCUUCUCUUUUUAAUCGAAUGAAUUACACAAGCUUUUAAAUGUUACUUGGUGAAUGGAUUUAAUGGUAAUAAAUUUUGUAUUUAUUUUAUUACCUUAUUAUAUAUACUGUUCUAUUGUUGUAAAGUAAAGUGUAAAAAGUGUG